CGCCACCUGUUCGACAAAAAUCCUCACUCACACAACCCACAUCACCACACCUCAAUUUUAACCCAUCUCACUCAUCAUUGGUAAAGUGUCACUCACGUCUUCAAAGCCAGCCAGCACCAAUACACUCAUCAUACACACAUACAAACACUAAAAGACACACAUAUGUGUGAGUGUGUGUCAUGUGUAUGGAUCUUAUGAUUAAGUUUUAAACUAAUAGCGGUGGACCGGUGGUUGUGUUUUGUAGUAAAUGGUUGUUGACUCAAAAGCAGGAAUCUCGAAAGCAUUUUGGUGUUUUUUUCUUUUUUUUUUCGUUUUGAUUUUGAUUUUUUUAAUAAUUUAGGAAUCUUGAAAGCAUUUUUGUGUAUUUUUCUUUAAUUAUUUAUUUUGUUUUGAAUUUUUUUAAUACUUUAUGGGACCAUUUUGGUUGCUGGGUGGUUGUAAUUAAUUGAUGUUGGGUUUGUCUCAUGGCACUCCCAUACUUUUUAUAUGGAAAACAACCCCACAAAUAGAAAACAGUGAAGAAGAAGAAGACACCAUUAUUGCUUUUUUUUUCUGACCCGACCCGACCCAGAUCGGUUUCAUGACUCAGUUGCUUAAUUGUUUAUGUUUUGUUUGUUAUCUUUUUGUGGGUGGUGUGUUUCCAAUGAGAAUUUUGAAAUUAAAAGUUUCAAGAUUUUGAUGUUUUUGGUUUGGGAAAGUGAAGAUCGGCCAUGGCUCCUGCUGGAAAAGCUUUAGGGUUCUUUCUUGAAGCCAAUGAUUGGUUUUGUAAUGCAGGUUUGCCAAGUGAUAUAACUAUUGUCAUUGAUAGAGUGAAGUUCCAUCUUCACAAGUUUCCCUUAUCAUCAAGAUGUGGAAAAAUAGAAAAACUAAUCGAACAAACUCAAAACAUCGAUCAAGACUCUCGCACCAUUACGCUAGAAAAUAUUCCCGGUGGACCCAACACAUUUUUAGUAAUAGCAAAAUUCUGUUACGGUAUUCGCGUGGAAUUCACACCAAGAAACGUCGUUAUCAUAUAUUGCGCGGCAGAUUAUCUCGAAAUGUUCGAUAACUAUGGUGACGACAAUUUAUUUGUGCGGGCUGAGAAUUACUUCCACAAACAUGUUUUAAAAAACUGGAAAGAUUGCAUGGUUGCUCUUCAAAGUUGUGAGAAUGUUAUGUCACAAGCAGAUGAUUUGCAAAUAGUUAAUAAAUGUUUGAAUGCAAUAGCGAUGAUGGCUUGUACGGACCCUAGUUUGUUUGGAUGGCCGAUGAUGAUGUACGGCCGAUUGCAGAGCCCGAAUGGUAGUAUUUUGUGGAACGGGAUUAAUACGGGUGCACGAAUCAGAAGCUUGGAAUCGGAGUGGUGGUUUGAAGAUAUUUCGUAUCUUAGUGUGCCUUUAUUUGAGAGGCUUGUAAAGACGAUGGAAGCUAGGGGCCUCCGGCCCGAAAAAUUAACAGGAGCUAUAAUGUACUAUACUAGAAAACAUCUUCAUGGGUUAGGCCGAUGGCAAGGCGGACAAAAUAUCAAAAUCAAAUCAAUUGCAAGUUUCAGCAUGAAACCCGCGAUCGUCGAUCAACGAGUUCUACUAGAAACCAUUGUAAAACUUCUUCCUGAGAAAAAAGGAAAAUCUUUUUGCCGUUUCUUGUUGGGACUUUUACGGGUUGCGUUGAUUUUGGGUGUUAACGAUAACUGUCAAGAUUCUCUUGAACGAAAGAUCGGAAUGCAGUUGGAAUACGCCACACUUGAUGGCCUUUUGAUUCCUACGUAUUCGGAUUCCGAUACUUUAUAUAACAGUGACUGUGUUGAAAGGAUUAUUAAUCAUUUUUUGGCUUGUGAAGAGAAAGUUACGGUUCUUUCUCCGAGAUCGAUCGUUUCGGAAGUAUCGCCGUCGUCUGUACCGUUGAGGAAAGUUUCAAAGCUUGUGGAUAAUUAUAUGGCGGAGGUUGCAUCUGAUGUGAAUUUGAAACCUGAAAAGAUAAAAUCGCUUGCGGAAAUUCUUCCUGAUUCUGCAAGAUCUUUGAAUGAUGGGUUGUAUAGAGCCUUGGAUGUGUAUUUCAAGGCGCAUCCUUGGUUACCAGAGAACGACAAAGAACAACUUUGCAACAUCAUCAACUAUCAAAAGCUAUCUAUCGAGGCGUGUGCGCACGCUUCUCAAAACAAUCACUUACCACUUAGAGUUGUGCUUCAAGUAUUAUUUUUCGAGCAACUGCAGCUAAGAAGCGCUUUAGCUAAUGUGGCGGACGACGAAAACGCCCAUACGGGUCCAUUAAGUAUCAUGCCAAGUGGCGGCACGGGUACAGCUGGCAACAUUGUACAAAGAGACGGGUGGGUGACAAUCGUGCGCGAAAAUCACGUCAUGAGAGUAAAUAUGGAAAGAUUGAGGGCUCGAGUCGUUGAACUCGAAGAAGAGUUUAACCGAAUGAGGGAAGAAAUGAAGAGAGUAAGUAGAACACAAAGUUCGAUAGAGUCGUCGUGGUUUCUUUCGAGAACAUUUGGAAAAUGCAAACUUCUUCUAGAUUCAUCUAAUGUUGAAGAAGAUGUUGUGGCAAGCACCGGCCCCGCUACGCCACGCGGGUCGAUUGACCGGCCACGACCCUCGCAUCACUCCAAGCAACGUUGAUGUGGACAGGAAUUUCACGAACCAGAAAAGGCGCGAAAAGUUGUAUGUGAAGUUGACAAAUGAAGUAUAGAGUCUUUGUAAGUAGUUUAUAUGGUUUAUGACACCAGAAAAUCCAUCCCAGAUGUUUGGAUAUUGAUGACGUGGACAUCUGUUAUGGAUUUUUUUACCCAAAACGCGUAUAACGUCGGGUAAUUAAGCCCGUUACAUGCUUAUUCUUUUGUGAAACGCUGCAUCUGCAUGCAGUUUAAGUAUAUAACACAGGUGUGAUGAAAUUGUAAUGAUAUAUUUUAUAGUUUGUAUAUGUUCAGUCCCUACAAUACAUGUAAUUUUGUUUGUUUAAAUAGUAAGAUAUGUUGCAAUGUGA
This is a messenger RNA of Helianthus annuus (common sunflower), 2964 nucleotides long. RefSeq names its product BTB/POZ domain-containing protein At3g44820. The record is from RefSeq and is a predicted model, not a curated record. NCBI's taxonomy places the organism in Eukaryota, Viridiplantae, Streptophyta, Magnoliopsida, Asterales, Asteraceae. The coding region runs from base 711 to 2600 and encodes 629 amino acids. The transcript has 5 exons. Gene Ontology annotation, molecular function: protein binding.